Molecule: messenger RNA, 1050 nt
Organism: Ambispora leptoticha
Lineage: Eukaryota; Fungi; Glomeromycota; Glomeromycetes; Archaeosporales; Ambisporaceae
Source: the annotation of a GenBank genome assembly
AUGCAUCAAAAUACUAGAUUAAAUGCAAGUUCUCCUUCGUUUUUGACAUCAACAAUGAUUAAAAAAAAUUUCACCAAUUCGAAUUCUUCGUUAAAUCGCUCGAAAAUUUUGCCAAAUCAAAGCGAAAUUCUCACCGAUCCGCCGUAUCAGUUAUCGAUAGAACUUAAUGAUCUUUUAUCGCACACACAAAAAAACAGUCGUCGUCGUAAUCAAAUACCCAACGCACAAAUACCACGCCCACAAAAUGCUUACGUGUUGUUUUGUCGCGAUUUUAGAGAAAGAAUAAAAAGAGAGUGUCUUUGUGACAAUUGCGCAUAUGAGAAAUUUGGAACUUCUCAGACAACGGAAACUCGAUGCGUAAAAAACUAUCCAUUUGAGGAAGUAUCAAAAUUAGCUUCGAUUAGUUGGAAGGAGCAAUCCGAAGAGGUAAAAAAAUAUUUCCACACAUUAAGUGGUUGGGCAAAAGAAAUUCAUAAAAUAGAAUUUCCCGGAUAUCGAUAUUCUCCUAAGUCAUCACGAAGAAACGAUAACAAGAAAUCGACAGUAUUUAUAGAUGAGUCGAGUAAAUUCAAUAAUUCUGAGGAUUCUGAUAUUAUUAAAGAACCUUUUUUAUCUUCAUCUCAAAACGAACCGGAUUCUUUAGCGUUAGAGCUAUCAAAUGACCAAGUGAUUGCCAAUACAGUAGUCUUUAAUAACGAAGUAGAGAAUUCAAAAGAAAAAAUUUUUUGCAUAUCAGAAACAAAUGUUUCGAUGAAUCCCUUAGACAGCAGUAAAAACAUAAAUAUCAAUUUCAAUUGCAAUUCAGCAUUUUCUGAGAACGCAGUUCUAAAAAAACAACCUUCACCAAAGCCAUCCCAAAAUGUCUUAGUGUCUCCAUUCUUGUGGUCGUCAAAUGAGCAGCCUCAAUUGAUGUCCUCUGUUAUAAAUGAUGAAAACAAUAACUUUGAUUUAUCUAUACGAAACUCCAAUGAUGACAUUUCGAAUCUAUAUGAGUUGCCAUCAGAUUUCAACACUCUUCAAUGUUACGAAAUUUAUGUCAAUUACUUUUGA